CAUAGUGUGAACUCAGGAAAUGGAAACAAAGCCUGUCCCACUGCCCGGAGGGAGCCAUGGCUGCAGAGAGCCCCGUGGAAAGUCUCCAGGAGGAAGCGACAUGUCCCGUCUGUCUGGAGUAUUUCACAGGCCCUGUCACUCUGGAGUGUGGGCACAAUUUCUGCAGAGCCUGCAUCGCCCAGUGCUGGGAGGGACCCGACACAGCUGCCUCCUGCCCUCAGUGCAGAGAAACUGUGCAACAGGGAAACCUCAGGCCCAACAGGCAGCUGGCAAAUGUUGUAGAAAUUGCCAAACGGCUGAGUUUCCAGACAGCAAAGGGAACAGGAGGGGACGGGGGGUGUGGGGAACACCAGGAGACUCUGAAACUGUUCUGUGAAGAGGAUCAAACCCCCAUCUGUGUGAUCUGCAGAGAGUCCCGGGCUCACCGCACUCACAGGGUGGUUCCCAUACAGGAAGCUGCCCAGGAGUACAAGGAAAGAAUCCAGGCCCAUUUGAAGACUCUGAGGGAAGAGAGAGAAAAGCUCCUGGGAUUUAAAGUGAUUGGAGAGGGGAAAAGCCUGGAGUAUCUGAAACAAGCACAAACCAAGAGGCAGAAGGUUGUAUCUGAAUUUCAGCAACUGCGGCAGCUCCUGGAGGAACAAGAGCGACUCCAACUGGCCCAGCUGGAAAAGCUGGACGAGGAGAUUGUGAGGAUCCAGAAUGAAAAUGUCAGUAAACAAACCAAGCAUAUUUCCCAUCUCAGCGAGCUGAUCAGUGAGAUGGAUGGGAAGUGUCAGAAGCCAGCAAGUGCAUUCCUGCAGGAUGUCAGAAGCACCUUGAGCAGGUGGGAGAAGGGGAAGUUCCAGCAGCCAGAGGAGAUUUCUCCUGAACUGGAAGAGCAAGUCAGUGAUUUCUCCCAGAAAACUCUUCCUCUAUUGGAGGCUCUGAGGAAGUUCGAAGACACUCUGCCGUCUGCACUGGAGAGAAAAAGAGGGCAACCACGAGGAACCCACAGACAGGGUGAGAUUGCAGCCUCUUCCCAGUGCUGGCGCCUCUCUGUGGCCCCAGCCCUGGUCCCCUUCCCCCAAGGCCCUGCCCCAUGGCCAGGCCAGAAGCCAGAGCUGGGCUCACACCCAGGGAGCCCGAGCAGCACUGGGUGCACCCUCCACCUGCCCUGGUGUGGCACACUCCGGGGAGCGGGGACAUGGGGCGGGGACUGCUCUUAGGCCCCCCAGAUACCCACCAGGGCAGGUGGAGGGUCAAGGGCUCUCCCAAGCAGCCAAGGCUCCCAGCCUGGCCAGGGGUCAGAGGCUUGGCGGGAAGAGGAGUAAUGGGGCAGGGCCACGGAGUGGGCGGGGCCAACGGUGGUGGGCUCUUGUGCCCCACCCCCAACUUCUACCAAGGGUCCGGAAUGCCUGGGGAAAUCCAAAGCUGACAUCACACAAACAAUCUUGACACCGACCUUAGUGCUGAGUUCAUGCCCACGCUGAUGAACAGAAACACUCACUGAGCAGCACCUGAACAGAGCUCUCUGCCCUGGGGGCUGACACAUCCCUCUGCUUCACCCCAGUGCAGGGGGUCUCCCCAUCACUUUUCUCCAACAUCCUGCCUUUCCUUUGGGCAGGGCUGGGCUCUCCCAUGAGAGCUGCUCACUGCUUCAUAGACUGGGGAGACGCUCUCCCUCUGACACUGCCAGCUCCUCCUUUCUCUCUAGGCUAGGGAUGGGGCUACCCCACCGAAUGCCACCUGCUACUCUCUGGUUUUAAGCAGCUCUUCCCCAAUGCUGCAUCUUCCAUUCUGUUCCCCAGUGUGGGAGUGGAGGCUGGCUUUAGGAGACAGAUCUUUCCUCUGAGCUAUAAAGUUGUUACCUGCCUUCUCUGCUCCUUCUUCAAUAAAAGCUUCUGACACCUUCCUGGCUGUGUCUCUGCCACUGGGAAUGGAGCAGCCCCAGCAGGGGGAGCAGGGAGCUGAAGCUUCUGGAAGCAAAUGAGAAACAGGGCCUAAUCACAUCAGCCACACUAUCAGAGGCUCGUUCACCUG
This is a messenger RNA of Chelonia mydas (Green sea turtle), 2019 nucleotides long. RefSeq names its product zinc finger protein RFP. Gene Ontology annotation, molecular function: zinc ion binding. The transcript has 6 exons. Lineage: Eukaryota; Metazoa; Chordata; Testudines; Cheloniidae. The record is from RefSeq and is a predicted model, not a curated record. The coding region runs from base 57 to 1205 and encodes 382 amino acids.